Messenger RNA from Ostrinia nubilalis (European corn borer), 1781 nucleotides. RefSeq names its product innexin inx1 (gene ogre). Lineage: Eukaryota; Metazoa; Arthropoda; Insecta; Lepidoptera; Crambidae. The transcript is spliced from 8 exons. Gene Ontology annotation, cellular component: gap junction; plasma membrane. Gene Ontology annotation, molecular function: gap junction channel activity. The coding region runs from base 456 to 1541 and encodes 361 amino acids. The record is from RefSeq and is a predicted model, not a curated record.
CAGCUGAAUAUUAUUGUCCGCUGCACGCACCAAAUAAAUUUUGUGAGAGCCGUAUCAGCCGCGAGACGGAGUACUUUUCUUUGACGUCGUAUGGUUACGUUUUGUGUGGAGUGUUUUUAGUUAUUUUCGUGACUAUUUUGACGAUAAUAUAGACAUUUUACGCGAUACACACGCUGUGUUUAAGUGGACAGUAUUUAUCAGAUCGAAAUAAGUGUGAGUAAACACUCCGAAGGGACAGAUUUCGAAAACGCAUUUCGCAAAAACAAUUGUACUGAAGAAAUUGACCGAGUGUUUGGCAACAAAUAAACUACGGUGGUACCGAAACAAGCAAUCUCGACAAUAAUCUCGACAUUCCACUAUCUACAAAGACUGAUUUAGAACCUAAUGUUAAGGACAUUCCUCAGUUGACUUCCUUUAAUAAUAUGAUUACUGAGUAAAACCAAACAAGAGCCAAGAUGUUCAAGCUACUGGGCGGUUUGAGCGUGUACUUCAAGUACAACCCGAUCAAGACUGACAAUGCUGUGUUUAGACUGCACAAUGUGUUCACGACAGUACUGCUGCUCACUUGCUCAAUCAUCAUCACAGCAACGCAGUACGUGGGGCAGCCGAUUCAGUGCAUCGUGAGUGGGUUGCCGACGAAUGUGGUCAACACUUUCUGUUGGAUCACUUCGACGUUUACGAUGCCAGACGCGUUCGCCAGGGAGGUUGGCAAAGAGGUAGCGCAUCCAGGUAUCGCCAACGAAUAUGACGGUUCGCAGGAGAAGAAGUACUAUACCUACUACCAGUGGGUGUGUUUCGUACUGUUCUUCCAGGCGAUCAUGUGCUACACGCCCAAGUUCCUCUGGGACGCGUUCGAGGGCGGUCUACUGCGCACCAUCAUCAUGGGGCUGAAUGUGGGCGUCUGCCACCAGGAGGAGAAGGACAAGAAGAAGGACGUGCUCAUCGACUACCUCUUACGGUAUCAGAGGAUGCACAAACUCUACGCGCUGCGGUACUGGGGCUGCGAGCUGCUGUGCCUGGUCAACAUCGUGGUACAGCUGUGGAUGAUGGACAGCUUCUUCAACGGGGAGUUCUUCUCCUACGGCACCCGGGUUCUGGGGUACAGCGAGGUGCCUCAAGAAGAGAGAUACGACCCCAUGAUAUAUGUAUUCCCGCGCAUAACAAAGUGUACGUUCCACAAAUUCGGUGCCUCAGGCAGUAUUCAAACCCACGACAGUUUGUGUAUCCUGCCGCUGAAUAUCGUCAAUGAGAAGACCUACAUCUUCCUUUGGUUCUGGUACAUCAUCCUGGCGAUUAUACUGACGCUCUUAGUGAUAUACAGGCUAGUGAUAAUCUUCGUGCCGUCGAUAAGGCCGCGGCUCCUCCACGCGCGGUCGCGGUCGAUCGCCAUCGAGACGGCCGUGGUGGUGUCGCGGCGCACCGACGUCGGCGACUGGUGGCUGCUCUAUAUGCUUGCUAGAAACAUGGACCCCCUCAUUUAUAGGGAGCUAAUAUCAGAGCUAGCCAAACGCCUCGGCGAGAAGCCUUUGCCCCGCGCGUGACGGCCGCCCAAGCCGCCGCCCACCGUCGCCAUCGUGGGCGCCUGACGUCACACGCACAGCCACGGCUUUACGUAAGUCGCAGUAUUUCUACAGACGUUGCAGACGCGUGUCAUAUACGAGUACGCGAAACUGUUGAAUCUUUCAUCUCGAAUCUGUCAUCGACGCUAUUAUACGACCACAGCUUUAUGUGACUUAGUACCCUCAGUUUUUAUAUUCGAUUAAGCGUCGUUAGUAUAAUUG